Molecule: messenger RNA, 2545 nt
Organism: Vespula pensylvanica (western yellowjacket)
Lineage: Eukaryota; Metazoa; Arthropoda; Insecta; Hymenoptera; Vespidae
Product: zinc finger protein 880-like
Exons: 3
Coding region: 359-1882 (507 amino acids)
Biological process (GO): regulation of transcription by RNA polymerase II
Molecular function (GO): DNA-binding transcription factor activity; RNA polymerase II cis-regulatory region sequence-specific DNA binding
Source: RefSeq, a predicted model, not a curated record
AAACGCACGUGAGCCAACGGAGGCGUUGUGAAUUUAUCGUUAUUUGAUUUUGGCGCGCUUUUCUCGAAUAGUAUUUUAGAGCAGCCAUGUUGGAACAGUUGUGUAUAGGACGCGGCGUGCGUUUCGAUGUACCUUCGUCUCUUAAGUUUUUUAAUUUAAUUAUACUCAUUAUAUUUUAUAUCGAUACUUCGGCGUAUAAGAAACAUUUAGUUUUGCUUUAAUAAUGAAAAUGUGAGACUGAGAAUCGUCUUAUCGACGUACUCUUAUUCGAAGUGUUCAUUCGUUCGAAUUAGAGGUUAUAAACUCUCGCGUGUUAUCAUUUACGAACGCGCGCGACUUGUACUUUUUAAGAGAAAAGAUGAAUUUCUCUGGGAAUAACAAUAUUCAAGGCACAUUGCCUCAAUUUUCCGAGCUAACAUCGCGAUCGAAUUCUACUCCUAACGUUGAAUUUAGUCAUAACAGCAACAACAGUGGUGCAUUACACUUACAAACAGUUCAAAGUUCUAUUUACAGUACGGCUGCAGGAUCGAAUCAGAACAAGCAGCAGUUUCUCGUAAACUCGCAGAAUAAAUACCCAGGGUCUUUAUUCACUUGGCCGGAUUCUAAUACUCUUAUGCAACUGUGCGAAAAGCAGGGUAUACAAACAAUUAACAUUCCUAAUUAUAAUCAGAGCAAUGCUUCUCUAAUCGGCGUCCAAUCAAACGCUCUCCCAGUAAGAAUCAUACCUAAUGUGUACUUACCUUCGACGUCGCAAAUAGAUACUCACAAGGAAGAGAAUAAGACUGAUAACGAAAUGAGAAAUUCUGAUGAGCAACAAGCUGUUCAGUUAGUACAAGGUUCUAAUAUGGCCGAAUAUAUUCAAAAGUUGCAAGCUACUACGCUGCCAUUAACUUUACAACAAUUAAUAAAGUUACAAUCCGAGCAAAUGAAGAAAGAAAAAAUGGAGGAAGAAAAACUGGAACAUACGCAAAACAAUAUUCUAAACAUUCCUAGCGUAUCGGUAUUUAGAAAUCCUCAGACACAAAAUGGAAAUAAUUUCAUGAAUUCCGAACAUAUGAUGAUAACAUUGAAUCCUAACGAUUUUAACGUCCACUUGGAAUCGAAUCAACAAGAUAACGAAAGUAAUGUGCAGGUUGUAAAAGUAGAGCAACAAGUACAAACGGAUUCACCAAAAGUGGAAAAGAAAAUGAAGUUUCGAGCAAAAACCGGAGAAAUCAAAAUCAGCGUUGCUUUAGACGGUUCCAGAGUCUAUUGCUGUCCGGAGUGCAAUUUAGUUUUUCCUGAAAAAUCCGAGAUAGAUCAGCAUAUACAAGCUCACAUACAGGAACGAAAAUAUCAGUGCAAGGAGUGUGGAGCGAUGCUAAAAAGAAAAGAGCAUUUGGAUCAACAUAUGCGUGGUCAUUCGGAUGAAAGACCUUAUAAAUGUCCUGUGUGUGAGAAAGCUUUCAAAAGGAAUGAACAUUUAACGAGACAUUACGUUAUUCAUUCCGGUGAUAAAAAUUUUACGUGCACCGUAUGUCAAAAGGCUUUUUCGCGGAAAGAUCAUUUGAAUAAACAUACUCAGACACAUUUAGGCAUUAAGAAGAGUAAAGGCAAGAAGGAUGUAUUUUUUAUAGAACAAAAAGAACUUUUUGAUAAAGCCGUCGAAGUAUUGACAAUGCCUAAACAACAAGAAGUAAGUCUUGUCGUAAAAGACGGUUCAAUAAAACAAGAUACUAAUUUUCUUCAUCAUAUUCAUAAUCUUCAGAAAGAUCAAGUUCUCUUACACACUUUUUCAUCGUUUAAAGAACAGUCUCUAAAAGAAGUAACGAUACUUCAGCAACCACUUGUGAACAUGAACGAAAUCUUGCCGCAAAACACCAGGUACUUAAUGCCUUCUUAGUCAUAAACAUAAGCGAUAUAGAAUCGUAAGCAAUAAUUUGCUUAGAAAAAGGCUGUUUAUGGAACGUGUUGAAAUCAGCACAAAUAGAUAAUCAAUGGGAUUUGCUAUGGAUCGAAUACUUUGGUAUACUUUCUCAAUUUUGCGACCCUAAGUUUAUCGUGAUAGUAAAUAAUAGGAUAACGAUGCAAGUAUAUUUUCUUGCAUUUGUGAGAUUUAGACGUCGUUGAUUGAUAUCACCGAGAAAGUGAUUUAUUAUUAAACGUCUAUAUUUCGGUGUGAUCUUUUUUGAAAGAGUUUUAUGAAAGAGUACGAAUCUGUUAAAACGUUUGAAUGAAAUGAAUAGUCUUAAAAAGAGUAAAGAAGAAGAAGAAGAAGAAGAAGAAAAAAAAAAGGGGAAAAAGAAAAGAAGUAUAAAUGUUCAAUGAAUGAUGCCUUAAAGUUCGCGAUCAUACGCGAAUACACGCUGAAAUAUACAAGGUUGAUUUCAAUUUAAUACACUGUCGCAUCACAACCAUUAUAUUAUAUUUUAUCUGCGCAUUAUCGAGAUAUCGGAUUAGAUAUUUUUUAGAAGUUGCCAUUACAAUGCAAGUAAUCCGGAUAAUAGUAGAUGGACUACUUGUUUUAUAUAUGUUAGUUUAAUGAAAUAAAACAAAACAAAAAAUA